This is a messenger RNA of Phyllostomus discolor (pale spear-nosed bat), 941 nucleotides long. It is a transcript of the gene MANF, whose product is annotated as mesencephalic astrocyte derived neurotrophic factor. NCBI's taxonomy places the organism in Eukaryota, Metazoa, Chordata, Mammalia, Chiroptera, Phyllostomidae. Gene Ontology annotation, biological process: dopaminergic neuron differentiation; neuron projection development. The record is from RefSeq and is a predicted model, not a curated record. The transcript is spliced from 4 exons. Gene Ontology annotation, cellular component: endoplasmic reticulum. Bases 16 to 696 code for a protein of 226 amino acids.
GGCGGGCGUGGACCAAUGGGAUCGCGGCCUAUGGGAGGGCGCGGGGGGGCCGCUCGCCAAUGGAAAGCCACGGCGCGCGGCGUGGACCCGGAGGCUGCGCAGCGCGGCGGGCGCGGUUCAGUCGGGCGGCGGCGGCGGCUGUGGAGGUGGAGGAGGAUGUGGGCCACGCACGGGCUGGCUGUGGCGCUGGCUCUGAGCGUGCUGCCGGGCGGCCGGGCGCUGCGGCCGGGCGACUGCGAAGUUUGUGUUUCUUACCUGGGAAGAUUUUACCAGGACCUCAAAGACAGGGAUGUCACGUUCUCACCGGCCACCAUUGAAAAGGAACUUAUAAACUUCUGCCGCGAAGCAAGGGGCAAAGAGAAUCGGUUGUGUUACUACAUUGGGGCCACAGAUGACGCAGCCACCAAGAUCAUCAAUGAGGUGUCGAAGCCGCUGGCCCACCACAUCCCCGUGGAGAAGAUCUGUGAGAAGCUCAAGAAGAAAGAUAGCCAGAUCUGUGAGCUGAAGUAUGACAAGCAGAUUGACCUGAGCACAGUGGACCUGAAGAAGCUCCGAGUGAAAGAGCUCAAGAAGAUUCUGGACGACUGGGGGGAGAUGUGCAAAGGCUGUGCGGAAAAGUCCGACUACAUCCGAAAGAUUAACGAACUGAUGCCUAGAUACGCCCCCAAGGCAGCCAGUUCGCGGACUGAUUUGUAGGCGACCGGUCCCCGCGGCACCCGAGGGGAAAACAGUUCAGCUGUGUCUUCCCCAAACAGCAUUUUGUAAUUUAUUUUUUAGGCUGGCCCCUGACCAUGUCAGGUGGGGAGCCGGGGGCUUUCCUGGCGAUGCUGGCUCUCCAGCGCCCCUGCAGGGCGGCCCCCUUCCUUCUGUUGCUGGUUUUCUCUAGGACUUCAAAGUGUGUCUGGGAUUUUUUUAUUAAAGGAAGAAAAUUUCUAGCUGUC